Molecule: messenger RNA, 1296 nt
Organism: Cladocopium goreaui
Lineage: Eukaryota; Dinophyceae; Suessiales; Symbiodiniaceae
Source: the annotation of a GenBank genome assembly
AUGCCCUGGCCACAUGUUGCUUGGUGGUUCAAGGCCAGUGCAGUUUUCACGGAACUGCGGACAUGGCUCGUCCUGACCUGGCGUCCGAAGCACCGCGAGGUCUUCAAGAUCUUUAGGGACUUGCUGAAGAGGGCCCUGGGGGCCAGAGACUUGAGGAUCCUGCACCUGAGUUUGCUGGAACUUAAAAAGUCGCUUGAAGAGCAAAACCCAAAUCUUCAGGAACCUGUUCAAGAGGGUCAUUUCAAUCACGAAGCAGCUUUGGAGUUCCAUUUGAGUCGGCUCACAAACAUCCUAGAGGGAGAGGGAGGGUAUGACCGACACCGAGUGGAGCUGCUGUUCGAAAGCUGCUGCUGCACUUUGGGGCUGGUGGAGGAGGCCCUGGACCAGGCCACUUCAAGAGCAAGCAAUACGGAGUCGACCUCUUAUGGCAGCGGCCAUCCUUCAACUGGCUAUAGCUUGCAGGACACGGUGGGCCAUUCGGGCCAUGCGUCCAAGAUCAUUCCCUUCCUGCGGGAGUACAGCCAUUUCGAACCAUCAAUGGGUCCGGAGACCCUGGGCGAAGACAUUCAGCCCCGUGAUGUCCGUGCACCGGUGCGAAAGCGCAUCAACCGCUGCACCGGGGAGUUUUUGAAACCUGAGCUGAUUCUCAUCGGUUGCACCAAUGGGAAGAGCCGGGAAGAAGCGGUCUUGAAUUUUAACCACUCUGGACUGGGCCCCAAUUAUAUCAUUGCCAAGGACGGCAAGAGUGAGUCGUUUGUGGACAAAGCUCUAUGCGCCUGGUGGGGGAAUCCAGCAUGUUGGCGCCUGGUUCGUCCUGUGUAUACCUUCGAAGGUGUUGGUGAGCACAGUGAGGUGCAUGCCUAUGCCAUCUCCAUUGGCCUGGAAGGCGACGGCGAAGGCAACGAGAGCUUCACUGAGGCACAGUACACGGAGUUGCUGAGGCUCAUCGUUGACGUGAAACAAAGGCACCGCAUCAAAGCGUGGAACAUCCUUGGGCUAGCAGAGGUCAGCAUGCCGCCCGGGCGAUUCUCUUCACCGGGCACUGCCUUCGACUGGAGGAAAAUCAGCGAUGUGACCUUCAACGUGGAUGCGGGAGAGAAGUCCGCAGUUGGCGAUGUCCGAGGGCUGAUGCAGGAGUGGGGUUAUGGACUGGGCCUUCAAGAAUUGGACUUCCAGAACAGGUUGCAGAUCUUUCGGUGUCGUUAUGGCUUGCAGCAAGAUGCCGAUCAUUAUGAAAAGGAUGUGGCCCAUUUGAAGGCCUUAAUUGAUGCCAGAUCUGCAGAAAUGCAGACUUAG